AUGGGCCACUCUCCAGAAAGUCCGACCGGGCAAAGCCCGCCAGAGAAGCCUCGCGAAGACACCAUCAUUAUCGGAGACCAAGAAAAACAAAGCACAAUCGAUGAAAAGACCACGGAGGAGCAGAAGAAGAAUGAUGAAUCUGCAUCGCUGGGUAAUUACAUUGUAUGGUUUUACUUGCUCCCACAGUGUUCCGUCGCUUACUGUCUGCAGCGGCUGCUUUCCUACACCAACCGUACUGAUCGCGUGAUCCUUGUAAUCGCCAUGCUAUGCGCCAUCGGAUCUGGAGUGCCGCUUCCCCUGAUGAAUAUCGUAUUCGGCAGCCUUGUCGGACAAUUUAAUGGAUACUUUUCGGCGGGAACCUCUGUGACGGAGGCGGAAUUCAAAGCCUCUGUCAGCAGACUGAGCUUAUACAUCGUCUACCUUUUCGUUGGAAAAUUUGUUUUGACAUAUUUCUCCAUGUACUGUUUCCGCGUGAUUGGUCUUCGUGUUUCAGCCACUUUGCGACACGAUUACAUGCGGACGCUCUUCGCCCAGCCGAUCAGCAAGCUCGAUCAGGUAUCAGUGGGUGCCGUCACCAACACGAUCACCACCCUGUCCAAUUCUAUCCAACAGAGCAUUUCGGAUAAACUAGCCAUCCUUUUCCAAUCUGUCGCCCUUCUCGUGGCUGCCUACAUCAUCGCUUUCAAAUACUCAUGGGCCUUGACUCUGGUCACCAGCUCGGCGCUUCUAUUUAUCCUGAUCGCCGUCAGCAUAACACUGCCCCGUUUAACGAAAGCCCAGCAAAGUGUCGACAAGGCAGAUGAGAAGCAGUCAUCCAUCGCAGCGGAGGUGUUUAGCUUAGUUCGCACAGUGGUAUCACUGGGAGCAGAAGGGAACCUCGCCACCAAAUAUGCGCUUUGGGUCGAAGAAGCGCGUAAACGAGGGCGAAAGAUGUCCGUGUUCCUCGGACUUCAAUUCGCCCUAAUUUUCUUCGCCAUGUACUCCAGUUAUUCCUUGGCAUUUUGGUUUGGACUGAAGUUGUUUCGCGACGGUCACAUUGGGAGCAUUAACACAGUCAUCACCGUAUUCUUCUCGGUAAUGGUGGCAGUGAGUGUCAUGGGAAACAUCGCUUCGCCGUUGAUUAUAAUAUCCAAGGCAGCUAGUGCGGCGGGUGCAUUCUUUGAGAUGCUGGACUCGGAAAAGAUAGACGUCAGCGGUCUUGGCGACUCCGAUGCCUCUGCAGAGGUGGAUAUUGUGCUUGAGAAUGUUCAUUUCGCCUACCCUGCACGACCGGACACAAAGGCACUUAACGGGCUCAAUGCUCGGUUUCAGCGGGGAAAGACUACAGCGUUGGUGGGCCCCUCGGGGUCGGGGAAAAGUACGAUCGUGGCUCUGCUAGAGCGAUGGUAUCAACUGAGUGGAACCAGCGAUAAAGACCAAGGGGCAAUCUAUGUUGGAGAUCAUAAUGUCAAUAACUUGGAUCUGAAGUGGUGGAGGUCCCAGGUGGGGCUAGUACAACAAGAGCCCGUUCUUUUCAACGAUACUAUCUUCAACAAUAUCUCCCUGGGACUAAUCGGAACGAAGUGGGAGCAUGAGCCCGAUGACAAAAAGAAAGUACUAAUUGAGAAUGCGUGCCGAGAGGCUUUUGCAGAUGAAUUUAUCCAACGUCUGCCCAAGGGCUAUGGCACCCCAGUGGGAGAGAAUGGCACCAAGUUAAGUGGUGGACAGAGGCAACGACUGGCAAUAGCCCGGAGUAUCGUGCGUCAGCCCUCUAUCUUGAUCUUGGACGAAGCAACGAGUGCGAUCGAUGUGCGUAGUGAGAAGAUCGUCCAAGCAGCUCUUGAUCGGCUGUCUCGCAACCGGACUACAAUCGUCAUCGCUCACAGGCUGUCUACCAUUCGACAAGCCGACCAUAUCAUUGUCAUGAAGGGUGGCGUGGACAUCGAACAAGGUACUCACGAGGAACUUCUCAACAUCGAGGGUGGGGUCUACAGCGGCCUUGUCAAUGCUCAGAAAGUGGAGCUACUGGAUGAUGAUGACGAGCACACUAGCGACAUAACCGAAGAAUUAAAGGAAGAAUUCAAACCUGCAGACGAACUUGUUCGACAGUCUACGAACCAGGAUGGAAAGGAAUCAGCGAAGAACAAGGGCUUCUUCGGCAGCAUCGGAGAGCGCUAUGGAGGUUCUAUAUUCCAGUUGUGGCCAGUGCCGCUGGAGCUGGAGGUAAGCGCCCUCGAACUUGCGGUGCCAAUACAGACUAACGAAGUUAUGCCUGUAGCUGCGUUCCCACUCCAAAGUUGGCUUUUUGCGAAGCUUAUCGGGGUGUUUCAAUUGACUGGCCAAAGACUAGCACAUGCAGCCAACUUCUGGGCAUUGAUGUUCUUUAUUCUGGCUCUCGGGACGGCAUCAUCUUACGGACUUAUGGGAUAUUCUUCGAAUAGGUUCUCUGUGGAAGUAUCCUCCUUCUAUCGAAAACAGUACUUUGACAACGUACUCAACAAGCCUAUUCCAUUCCACGAUCAGAUUGAAAACGCUUCUGGCUCCCUUGUCUCCCGGUUAGCAACAGAUCCGAAGCAAGUGCAAGAGAUUGUCGGAGUGAACGGUGCAUUCCCACUCUCUUCUAUAUUCAGCAUCCUGGGGUGCAUUAUAAUCGCAUUCACAUUCGGGUGGAAGCUCAGCCUUGUUGCUGUUUUCGCAGCCCUGCCAUGCACAUUUCUUGCAGCGUUCAUGCGCAUCCGAUACGAAAUUCAAUUCGAAGCAAUGAACGCCAAGGUCUAUUCUGGAAGUUCGCAGUUUGCAGCGGAAGCCAUAGACGCGUUUCGUACCGUCUCAGCCUUGACCAUGGAAGAUGUCAUUCUGGAUCGUUAUUCCAAACUCUUACGGGACCAGCAAACAAAGGCUUUCCGAAAAGCCUGGUACGCUACCCUCAUCUUCGCCUUCUCUGACAGUGUCGAGUUGUGCGCUAUGGCGCUUACGUUCUGGUAUGGCGGCCAACUUCUCGCGUCCCGAGAAUACCAGCCGACCGACUUCUUCGUCAUCUACAUUGCGAUCAUUCAAGGCGGACAAUCUGCCGGUCAAUUUUUCAGUUUCGGAUCCAACGUCGCCCAAGCUAUAGCAUCCGCAAACCGUAUGCUAAAUCUGCGACCGAGCAAAGCCGAACGCGAAGAAGCCCACAACAUCAAGGCUCAGCCAGAGUCCCUGCGAACCCGCUCCGGAGCCAACAUCGAGUUCAACAACGUCGCAUUCCGCUACGCCUCCCAAGAUACGCCUCUGUUCACAAAUCUCAACGUCAAAAUCGAGAGUGGCCAAUUCGUCGCCUUCGUCGGACCAUCUGGCUGCGGGAAAACGACCGUGAUAUCUCUCCUCGAGAGAUUCUACCACCCCUACCAAGGAACAGUCCUCAUCAACGGCAACGACAUCCACUCGAUCGACCCCUCAUACUACCGUCGCUCAAUAUCCCUCGUAGCACAAGAGCCACGACUCUUCGAAGGCACCAUUCGCGAUAACAUCACCCUUGGACUCGACGAGUCCGAGUUCACGGAAGACGAUCUGAUCCAAGCGUGCAAGGACGCAGAGAUCCACGAUUUCAUCACCUCCCUCCCGGAAGGGUACUCCACUGAUCUUGGAAUCAAGGCCCAGACCUCCAUGAGUGGAGGACAACGACAACGCAUGUGCAUUGCAAGAGCGUUACUACGAAAGCCAUCCCUUCUUCUGCUUGAUGAAGCGACAUCGAGUCUUGACUCGCAGUCUGAGAAGGUCGUGCAGGCGGCAAUGGAGCGCUUGGCUGCGAAAAGGUGUAUGACGAUUGUGGCGGUGGCGCAUAGAUUGGCUACUAUUCAGAAAGCGGAUACGAUAUUUGUCUUUGGUGAAAGUCGGACUGGGUAUGGGUCUAGGGUCGUGGAGCAGGGGAGUCAUCAGGAACUGUUGCGGAAUAAGGGGACGUACUGGCAAAUGUGUCAGGAAAACGCGCUCGAUCGAUGA
Messenger RNA from Aspergillus niger, 3960 nucleotides. RefSeq lists its product as uncharacterized. Gene Ontology annotation, molecular function: ATP hydrolysis activity; ATP binding; ABC-type transporter activity. Gene Ontology annotation, biological process: transmembrane transport. The transcript has 10 exons. The record is from RefSeq and is a predicted model, not a curated record. Bases 1 to 3960 code for a protein of 1319 amino acids. Gene Ontology annotation, cellular component: membrane. NCBI's taxonomy places the organism in Eukaryota, Fungi, Ascomycota, Eurotiomycetes, Eurotiales, Aspergillaceae.